Molecule: messenger RNA, 2495 nt
Organism: Ectocarpus siliculosus
Lineage: Eukaryota; Phaeophyceae; Ectocarpales; Ectocarpaceae
Source: the annotation of a GenBank genome assembly
AUGGAACGAGUCAAGCCGACAGCAUCGCAGACCGCCACUCGGAAGCUCCUUCGGGCACGGUCCUCGCAGCGCAGCCGUCUGCAGUGGCCCCUCCUCCGCGCCCUGGCGGCGGCGCUGGUCUACCUAGCCACUGCCACGGGGGCUGCGGCGGCCAGCACGACACCGACGGCAAGGCCGCGACUGAACGGCAGCAGCAGCAGCCAGCAACGGGGAGGGGCUCGCCCCGCCGCCGCCACCACCGCCGCCGCCGCCGCAAGCAGCAGUGGUGGUGUUCCUAGAGGCCGCCAUCAAGAGCGACGGCAGCAGUCGGGAACCAGACAGGGUGGUAGCAGUGGGUGGGUGGGGCCGUCACCGUCAUAUUGGGGUAGCCGCGGCGGCGGCGGCGGCGGCGGCGGCGGUGGCGGCGGCGGCAGUGGUGGCCGACGUACGGGCUCAAGGAGACACGCCGCCGCCGCUGCUGCUGCACUCUCAUCGUCAAGAGGAGGAGGCUUGGCGUUCCUGCCGAUGAUCUCCGGGCUUGGGGCGCAGCGGGAGCGCCGAGAGCAUCAGCGGUCUUGUCUCCCCCUCCUUUGCGCGUUGAGGACGGAAGCAGCGGCGGCGGCAGCUGGAAGGCGGCGGGUGUGGAGGCCCCGGCGGGGAGCGGCGGCGGUGGCAACACGGGCGUUGACGGAGGACGGGGAAGCGUCGGCGACGGCGGGCGGGGCGGGGGCGGGGGCGGCAGGAGGAGGGGGGGCGGCGAAGUUGACAAUGAGGAGACGGCAAAGGAGAAGCUCCGGGAAGGACCUCGGCGACUGGAGGCCGUCGCUGUACAUGAGGGAGGGGUUGUUCCAGGCUCUACCGUUCCCUGUUCGCAUCACCGUCAUGGGGGGAGGCAACUUUGGCCUUGCUCUCAGCCUCGUGCUAGCUAGAAAUCAGAUCCCGACGACGCUGUUGGUGAGGUCGGACUCCGUAGCGGAGCACGUCAACAAGCACAACGAGCACCCCAACUAUCUCAAGGGCAUCAAGCUUCCGCAGCAUAUUGUGGCCACCGCAGACCCAAAGGAGGCGUUAAGGGACGCGACCUUCGUAAUACACGCGGUGCCGGUGCAGUACACGAGGAAAUUCUUGGAGAACGUUGUGCCGCACAUGCCGGCAGGGACGCCAAUACUGUCUGUCUCCAAGGGGAUCGAGACCUCGUCUCUGAUGCUGAUGAACGACAUCCUUAAGGACCUCUGCGGCACGGAGCGUUCGUACGCUUUCCUCAGCGGGCCUUCGUUCGCGCGAGAGAUAGCGAUGAACCAAGCCACGGCGGUGGUGAUCGCGAGCGACGACUCCUGCCUCGCAAACGACAUGGCCAAGGUGCUGUCCUCGCCAACGUUCCGGUGCUUCACCUCGAAGGAUGUCGUGGGCGUGGAGGUGGGCGGAGCCGUCAAGAACGUGAUCGCUCUGGCCGCCGGCAUGUGCGAGGGGCUCGGCUUGGGCACGAACGCCAUGGCAGGCCUCGUGACCCGCGGGUGCGGCGAGAUGCGUCGGCUGGCCAUCAUCCUGGGGGGAAAGUCGCGCACCCUGUCGGGCUUGAGCGGCGUGGGCGACACGUUCGGCACCUGCUUCGGCCCGCUUAGCCGCAACCGGAACUUCGGCAUCCGCCUUGGGAAGGGGGAGAGCAUGGAGGAAAUCCUCGCCAGCAGCACGGAGGUUGCGGAAGGCGUGGACACGGCUCUGGCACUGGCGGACCUGAUCCGAAAGACCGACAAGUCUUACCGCAUCGACCUCAAAUACGCCAUCAUAUUCGGAGUGGCGGAAAUCUUGAAGGGGACCCGAUUUCCGAAGGAGGGCCUGGAAGACCUCAUGACCAUGCCGCUCAAGGCCGAGAUGUACGACCCGUGACACUUCGCGAUCGCCGCCGCGCCGCACCCCUCGCCGAGGAAGAGCCAGCCAGAGCCGAUGGCCCGAGAUAGAUGGAUGUCCAACACAACUCUUGUGCGCAUGAUAUGACGCUCUUCCGACAAUAGGACAGGUGUUGUAGUGGAAGGACUUCUUUAAGCUUAGAGGAGAAGUGAGAAGGAGUGGAUGUUUCCGACAGUAGGACACGGGGUAAGGUGAUGGAAGAGGACACGAUGUGAUGGGAGAGGACACGGUAUCCCAAGAGUCGCAAGGCCAGGGGGGAGAGCUUUGGGCGAAACCGCCAGAAUAUGGGACGGUCGGUUGUUCAACACAAAAUGUGCUUUGUUGGGGGGGGGGGGUAGGGCGUACCGAGAGAGAUACAAGAAUCACACGUCUGUGGCAAGAUGGCCAACCUUCGCUUUGCCCCCUCCACUAGAGCAACUUCUCGGGGCGUACACAUCCGCUGCCUCGUAGAUGUGCAGUCGCUGAUAGAAACGUUCAAGUAGACCCGCGUUGUUGCUUUGCAGCAUCGUAUGCAUAAGUACUCGUGCAACAGAACGAGCGGAGAGUUAUUUUUGUUUGCUUUGAGUGUUGUUGAUCCAAGCAUGCCGAGCGGCUUGGUAAGGUCGUUG